AUGAGGAUCCCCAUAACGAGCCUCGAGAUCGAUGCACGUAUUAUCGAGCUCAACAACGAACUCCGAAACACCGGCCCUGUUUCCUUCGGCACCCAGGCCUUCAACUCCCGACCUCCGUCCUUCCAGCCGCCCGCCCAGGAGCCUCCGGUCCUCUACUCCGAGCCGAUGCAGAUCGACGCCGCCGUCGUCAGCCGCCUGACCCCCGAGGAGAAGAACCGCCGCUUCCAGGAGCGCCUCUGCUUCCGCUGUGGCAAGCCCGGCCACGUCGCCAAGUCCUGCCCCCUCAAGUCCGGCUCCCGUGCUCCCGCCUCUGGUUCCCGCUUCCCUGGCUCCCGUCCUCAGGCUCCCGGCUCCCGUCCCCGUUCGAAGGCUGUCCGAACCAUCGUCUACGAUGAUGGUGAGGAGGAGCACUUCGAGUCGGGAAACGACCAGGCCCAGGCCCAGAUCUAA
Molecule: messenger RNA, 450 nt
Organism: Polychytrium aggregatum
Lineage: Eukaryota; Fungi; Chytridiomycota; Chytridiomycetes; Polychytriales
Exons: 2
Coding region: 1-450 (149 amino acids)
Molecular function (GO): nucleic acid binding; zinc ion binding
Source: RefSeq, a predicted model, not a curated record